AUGACCUGCAGGUCUCUCUAAAACAAACUUAAUAUUUCGUGGACAUGAUUUUGAUGUUACAAACUAGGAUAUGAUGUUUCUUGGUUUGUUAUCUCUUUGUUUCUUGUGAGCUUUUACCGUCUUUCCACCGGAUGGAUGGUUGAAGGCCCGAAAUUGUUUGGUCAUCCUACGCUCGCCAGCUUCAGCACAGACGCCCUUGUUGGCCAACUGUGUGCACUGACACGUUACGCUUUGCUUUGCUAAAGUGUGAACAUCAUUUUCCUUGUGCACCAAAACUCUUCUUUAAACUCCUUCUAAGGUGCUAAUUCCAGUUAGGGAAUCUGAUUGUAAUUUGCACUAGUAUAUCACGAUUCCUAACUCUAUCGCAUUCGUAGCACCAGAUCUAGCUAAUAUUUAUACUUUUUUUUUAAACAUUCUUCCUCAUGCUGCUAUGUUAAAGUAUUGUGUUAGUUUAGACCACCAAAUAGCACCCAGUUUCUAGUAAUUUGUGACGAAGUUACCGACACACUAUCAACUUCAAAUGGAGUACUAACAGAGACUUUUGUUUUUUUUUCGCAUUCACUUUUAGGAUAGUGCUUUCUCAGAUUCUGUGCUGUUCAUCUAAAACUCGGACCCUCGGGGCGACAUGGUAUUUUAUCAAAAUGAUUCUUAUUAAAGAAAAGUCGGUAGCAUGUUCUUUCUUGUUAGACUAAUAAAAGACGGAGAUCGACUUGCACUAAACAUGGAACUACAGGACAGGCACACUUUGGAAUUAUCAGAUUAUUGUUGUUGUUGUGCUUCUCACAAACUCUUUGAAAUGCCCUUGGAACUUUGGCAGUGACUGGUAAAUGGCUGUCUGUUUGCUUGGCUUCUUCUUUUAUAAUUCAUUGUUUUUUUUUUGUAUAAUCAUAAACUCUAACCGUAUUAAAUUACUUCAGUUUAAAUUGAGUUGUGAUCAUAUUCCGUAUAAAACUAGCUAUCGACAUUUUUUUGUCUCCAUGUCUCUUCUUCUUUUGUCAAUGAUAGCAAAGGGGUGGAAGCAUUAUUAUCAUUAUUUUUAUUCUUUUGAGAAAUGUAAAGAAGCAGAAAAGUGAUAGUCUAUGGUUUACGUAAAUAUCAUGAACAAAUUAUUCAGUAAUCAUGUGACUCAUCAAACGAGUAAGUUCCAAAAUGCAGCUGCUGCAUGAGAAAAAAAAGGAUCAUCAUCAUCAUCAUCACAGUCAAGAGGUAUGGCUUGUCUACCAAGUUCCAAAAUCUAAGAUAUUCGUCAUCCUAAUCCUUGCGUCAACAGGGUUUGGUGUUGACAACCGUGGUCAACCUUCAGCCCCAAAUUCCAGACAUCAUUCUCCUUGCCUUCCGCGACACUGCAAUAAUGAUCAUUACCGCCGUAACUAUGGCGACCAAGUGGGUGUCGAUGGCAUGCUUAAGAGCUAAUUGUCAAUGGCUGGGGAGCCAUGGGUGGACUUUAAUCGAUGGCAAUCAUACUGUUCAUAGAUUAAUCCUCGGGUUUCGACAUCGAGACACGCUGUGACCAAGUCAACUUCUUCUGUAUGGUUGGAGAUUUGCCAUGGUCUUGCUUCGAGAUUUCUUCUUAAUGUAGUGACGGUCAAAGAGGUUGUGGGACGAGCUCCACCAGUCUGCCAAGUUUCAUACGUAACAUGAUGUUCAUCAAACACUCAGUAUUCGUGUGUCUCGAUCAAAGCCUAUUUAUCAUGUCAACUCCGUCGCAGGAAAACCUGCUUGACACCUGCCUUUGAUAUCCUUCGUCGAUCUCAGUUUCUACUGUCACUCAUCAGACGCUGCAUGUCAAGUCCAUUGCUAUCAGACUGCGCCACCGUAAGAAACUGCCGGGAAGUAGGCAAUGAAUUAUAAUAUAUCUUAUGCCUAUAAAAGCUUUUUAUUACCUCAUGGAAACACCGCGUCUCUCCUUGUGAUCUGUACCCUCUAUAAAGCCUUGCCUUUGUCUUCCGAGGAACCAUCAUAACAUAUAGGUUAGCAUGGAAGAAGGCGAUUGCAAUACUAGCCUUUCCCUCGCGAUAGGUGGUGGCAGACAGUUCACGCCAAGCACAAGUCUUCAUGUCCUAUUCCCGCAUCAUCCGAAAGAAGAAGAAGAAGAAGAAGAUACGCACCGACAUGUAGGCAGCGUAUCGAGAUGGAAGGAGCUCGAUGAGGAGGAGGAGGAUGGUGUCAGCGGUAAGGAUGACAGCAGCAACCUGAGCGACGACAAACCAGUCGGCACAAGAAAGAAGCUGAAGCUCACGAUCGAACAAGUGAGGUUGCUCGAAGAUAGCUUCAGACAGCGCAGCACCCUUAAUACGAUGCAGAAGCAAGAUUUGGCGCACCGGCUAAAUAUACGGCCACGACAAGUGGAAGUCUGGUUCCAGAAUAGAAGAGCCAGGACGAAGUUAAAGCGGAUCGAGCUGGAUUACGAGUGCCUCAGGAUGCACUGCGACAGACUGAUUGACGAGAACCGGAGGCUAAAGAAGGAGCUGCAGGAGCUGCGGUCUGCGACUCCGGCGUCGCCGUUCUACGUGCAACUUCUCGAGGCAGCAACGCUGAUCAUGUGCCCCGCCUGCGAGAGGAUCGCGGCCGCCGGAAAGAGAAAGAGCAGUGCCUUGGAGGACGGCAUGAAGAGGCCGCCGCAGCUGGUGCCUGUAAAUACUGCCCUACUCCGUCUGCAAAACUAGCUUAUUGUCGUGUGAAUUAGAAGAUGGAUGUCGAAGUAGGGUUGCAUCAGAAAGCAAAAUCCAUGUACUUUGGAAUUCAUCUGUUUGAUCCAACUUUUGUACACAUAUUUUGUUCCCAGUCGAUUGGGAAUUUAGAUUU
Messenger RNA from Musa acuminata AAA Group (dessert banana), 2805 nucleotides. RefSeq names its product homeobox-leucine zipper protein HAT14-like. The record is from RefSeq and is a predicted model, not a curated record. Gene Ontology annotation, biological process: regulation of DNA-templated transcription. The coding region runs from base 1977 to 2666 and encodes 229 amino acids. NCBI's taxonomy places the organism in Eukaryota, Viridiplantae, Streptophyta, Magnoliopsida, Zingiberales, Musaceae. The transcript is spliced from 4 exons. Gene Ontology annotation, molecular function: sequence-specific DNA binding; DNA-binding transcription factor activity, RNA polymerase II-specific.